This is a messenger RNA of Closterium sp. NIES-67, 4451 nucleotides long. The record is from the annotation of a GenBank genome assembly. NCBI's taxonomy places the organism in Eukaryota, Viridiplantae, Streptophyta, Zygnematophyceae, Desmidiales, Closteriaceae.
CCAGGCGAAGCAGGCUGUGUUGCCAGAGGCAAGAUGAGUUUUUCACCCCGGAAGCACUGCUUUACCUCGUCUCUUCUUUAGUCCCCGUCGAUUAGUCCCCGUCGAUUAGACCCCGUCGAUUAGUCCCCGUCGAUUAGUCCCCGUCGAUUAGUCCCCGUCGAUUACCCCCGUCGAUUAGUUCCCGUCGAUUAGUCCCCGUCGAUUAGAGCCCAUCGGUAGUGCCGCCCGUCGACCAGUGCCCAUCCGUGCGGCGCGGCAGCGGCGCAAUGCAGGGCAAGGGGAGCGGCGCAGCGGGGCUGGCGGGCUCCGCGCAGGUUGCGCCUGCGACGGGCCCCGCCGCGACAACCGCUGGCGGGGCUGGUGGGGCUGGCGGGGCUGGUGGCGCCGGGGGAACGACGGGCGGCGCAGGCGGAGGCAAAGCGAAGGGAACGAAACGCGGAGCAACAGCUGGGGCGGCAGCGAGGCCCAAGAAGCUGUCUAAAGCCGCGGCGGCGGCGGCUGCUGCAGCGGCUGAGAGGCAGGCGGCAGAUGCAAAGGCAGCAGCAGGAGAUGCUACAGCUAUCCCUAUUGGACAGCAGCUGCAGCAGCAGUCACAGCAACAGCACCAACAGCAGCAGCAGCAGCAGCAGCUAGCAAAGCAGCAACAGCAACAGGAGCAGCAACAGCAACAACAACAGCAGCAGCAGCAGCAGCAGCACCAGCCAUUGCAGCACCAGCAGCACCAGCAGCAGGAACAUCAGCAGCAGCUGCAGCAACAGCGGCAUCCGCAGCAGCAGCAACCGAAGCAGCAGCAUAGGCAGCAGGGGAGGGAUGGAGGGAAGGAGGUGGGUGGGACAGAGGCAGAGCGAGCAAGAGCAGCAGCUGCGGGGGGGGGGAGCGCAAGGACAAGAAGGCAGCAGGCAAGCAGGGAGCGCAGGGAGGAGGCGCAACAGCAGGGGGGAAAACGGCUGCUGCGGCUGAUGCUCCCUCGGCCUCAGCAUCAGCAGCGCAUGCUGCAAAGCCCGUCACUGCACCGCCAGCAGGCAUGCCCUCCCACGCAACUCACAGGGAAGCCAUCACAGCCGAAGAAGAAGGCGAGUGCGUCUCGACGCAACACCUUUGACUUCAUUCUCAAGCAGGCCAAGCCCCUCCGCAAGGACCAGCAGCCCCCAGCCCCGGCGCCGCUGCCGCUAGCCACGGCGGUGCACCAUCCGCGGCACGAGGCGCGACUGAGAGGCGUGCUGGGCGCUCUCUUCUGGGAGGCGAGCUCGCGAGCCAUCACCAACCAGAGCACCCCCAACACCUCCCUUGCAGCCCCCAGCAACCAACCAAACCCCCCCUCCUCUUCCCUCACCCCCACCCCCUCUCCCGCGGCCCCCACCAUCCCUGCCUCCACCGUCUCCUCCCUCCCUGCCACCCCCACUGCCAACCACUCCUCUCUCGCCUCUCAACCCUCCUCACUCUCCCACACCCCCUCGCCCCUCGCCCCCUCCUCCUCCUCGCUCGAUCCCCUCUCCCUGCAUAAGUUUUCUGACCUUCCGGGCUCAGGCUUGGGAUUGCCAGGCUUCCAAGCCUUGCAGGGAGGCUCGGCAGCGACAAGCUUGGCAGGAAGGGGAGGAGGGGGAAGCAGUGCCAUGGGCAUGGAAAUGGGCAUGGGAAUGGGCAUGGGAAUGGGCAUGAGCGCAGGCGCAUGCGGUCGUGUGGAUGCGUCGUUCUCCUCUUCUUGCGCAUCCGCAGUCACUCCUCUCUCCCACUUCACCUCCCCUGCUGGCGCUCUGCCUGCUGCUAUGGCUGCCACCACCACUGUCAUGGGCAGCGGUGCUGUUGCCUUGGGCGCUGCUGGUCCUGGCAUGGGUGCUGGCGGUGCUGGCAUGGGUUCUAGCACGGGUGGAGCAGCCAUGUCUUGGCAGACGCAGGAACAGGGCCAGGAGCAGGGGCAGGGGCAGAGGCAGGGGCAGGGGCAAGAGCAAGGGGGGCACGGUCUACCGGGGCUGCAAGGGUUGCAUGGGAAGUUAGGGCAAGGCACAGUGGUGCAGGGGAUGCAGGGGGAAGCAGGUGUGCAAGGGGGUAUGGGCGCGCAAGGGGGGGGGGGCGUGGAAGGGCGAGUCGGGCAUCAGGAGCACAGCCACAGCAAGGGCGCCACUCCUACUGCCACUGCUGCUGCUGCCACCCCUGCUGCAGCUGCGGCUGCUGCUUCUGCUGCUGCUCCUCAGAAGCCCAAGGCUCGCCCAAAGAAAGUAUCAGCAGCUGCAGCGGCAGCAGCAGCAGCAGCAGUUGCAGCAGCAGCGGGGACAGGGGCAGGAGCAGGGGAAGGGUCUGCUGCUCAGAAGCCCAAGCCCAAGUCGAAGCCAAAGGUGUCUGCCAAAGCCAGAGCCGCUGCUGCAGCCGCCGCCGCUGCUGCUGCUGCUGCCGCUGCCAACACCAGUGCUGCUGGAGCAGAUGCUCCUGCUGCUUCUGGUGGUGCUGAUGGCGAUGGUGCCGCUGCUGCAAGUGGACCUGGUGCGGGGAGUGCGAGGAGCAGCGGAGGGGGCAGUGAAGGGGAGGCCGCAGGGAAGGCUUUGAAGGGCCUCUCGAGCCCUCGAACGGUCAGUGAGAAGCAGAGCAGUUUUUGGGAUGGGGCUCAGCUGCAGCAGCAGCAGUUGCAGCAGCAGCAGCAGCAGCAGCAGCAGCAGCAGCAGCAGGUGCAUUCGCCACAGCAACUGCAGCAGCUGGCAGCUCACCUGCAAUCCCAGAUGGGUGCUUCACCAGUGGGUGGCAACGCUCCCUCUCCUGGUGCUCCUCUCGGUGUGCAGAAUCAAGUGCGACAGAAACUGCAGCAGCAGCAAAUGCAACAGCAGCAACAGCAGAUGCAACAGCAGCAGCAGCAACAGCAGAUUCAGCAGCAGCAGCAGCAGCAGUUGCAAAGGCAGCAGGGCAUGCGGCAAAGCCAGCAACAGAUGCAGCAUACACAGCAAAUGCAGCAACAGCAGCAAAUGCAGGGGCUAUCAUCCGCUCCCCACAGCAGCCCACCAGCCCCGGUGGAACAGAGACACAUGUACCAGCAACCACAGCAGCAACCACAGCAGCAGCAGCAGCAAGGGGGUGGGGGGGCGGGGGGGAUGAUGGCCGGAGCAGGUGGACCAGGAGGGCAGCUGCAGGUGCCUCCUGAGAUGCUUCUGCAGCAGCGGCAGCAGCAGCCGGGGCAGAUGGGGCAGAUGGGGCAGAUGGGGCAGAUGGGGCAGAUGGGGCAGAUGGGGCAGAUGGGGCAGGAGGGACGGGUUUUGGGGAGAGGCACGGGGCAGCAGGGGCAGGGGCAGGGAUUGGCAGGAGUGGGGGGAAUGGGGGGGAUUGGAAGCAUGGGGGGAAUGGGAGGGAUGGGAGGGAUGGGUAUGGGUGGAGUGGGGGGUAUGGGGGGCAUGGGGACCAUGGGAAUGGGUGGAGGCAACGCAGGGGCAGGAAGGGCGAUGUCGCUCCAAGGCCCAGGAUCAAUGCCAUCCUCGCAGAUGCCCUCCCAAAUGAGGGGCUUGCCAGCACAGGGCAUGCAGCAGCAUGGCAUGCAGCAGCAGCAAUACAAUCAGCAGCAGCAGGAGCAGCAGCAGUUGCUGCAGCAGCCGUGGACUGCUGGUUUGGGGCAGCCAGGCGCUUCGAGGCGAGCAGGUGCAGCGGGGAUGCAUCAGCAGCAGGUGGGGCAGGGGCCGUCCCGGGCCAUGCAAGGGCAGGGGCGGGGUGCAGCAGCAGGAGGUGGCGUGGAAGAGCCGUUCCAUGCGGACCACCCACCAUCCCGCAUGCCCGUGCCGCAUGCCCCCUUCCAUGCUGCCUCCAACCUGCCCCCCGGUGCUGCCAUGGGCCAAGGCAUGGCCAUGGGAAGUGGAUCGGGCAUGGGCAUGGGGGGAGGCACGGGCAGGGGCAUGGGAGGGGCAGGCGCCAUGGGCAUGGGAGGGGCAGGCAGCAUGGGCAUGGGGGGUAGCACAUCGCUGCUGGCAGGCAUUUCGGACUCGUCCUUGGUGUCAUCCUUCGGUGGAAUGGCGGGGGCAAUGGGGGGAAUGAGGGGCACUGAGGGGGAAGGCGGGAUGGGGAGAGUGGCGGUGGGCAUGGGAGGCAGUGAAAGGGUUGUAGUGGGGGGAGGUGGUCGUGGAGGUGGUGGUGGUGGUGGUGGUGGUGGUGGAGGUGGUGCAGGCAUGGACGAGUCAGCGAUGUUUGCAGGAGAGGACGAUUACGGAGACCUGCCGUGACGUGAUCUGUGCUCUACGCUACUGACGUUCCUACUUAUGGUAGAAAGAACUACAGAUUUGUUUUUGUAGUAAUUUGACAGGUGUUGUAGGAGACGAAGUAUAGAAUCUGCAAACACGAACACUUGGAAAACAUCAAGUGUUAGCCUAGGAACUUUACUGGAAUGGUAGACUAGUAAGUCAGCGGAAGUCUUGUAAAAGAAUGAGUCAAGGUUAAAUAACCUGAUCACAUGAACUUGUGGAUAAUCAAAGUUAAUAAUGGAA